Messenger RNA from Mercenaria mercenaria, 3571 nucleotides. RefSeq names its product putative inhibitor of apoptosis. The transcript has 7 exons. Gene Ontology annotation, cellular component: nucleus; cytoplasm; spindle microtubule. NCBI's taxonomy places the organism in Eukaryota, Metazoa, Mollusca, Bivalvia, Venerida, Veneridae. The record is from RefSeq and is a predicted model, not a curated record. Bases 132 to 1799 code for a protein of 555 amino acids. Gene Ontology annotation, biological process: regulation of cell cycle.
AUGUCAAAGAUGGUAAUAGUAGUAUAAAUACUGACUGCCUUGCAAUAAAGAAAGAAAUCAAGUUGCCUGUGACCGCUGUUGCAAAUAGUCCUAAGCAAAUCAUAGCUUUUCCUGUAUCAAAAAGAGAGAAUAUGAACGCAAAACACGACCUGCCCAUACCUUCAGUAGAUACAGAAACACUUUCUCAUUUCGAUCCUUUGAUGAAGAUAAUAGACAAAAUAGCAGAUGGACAAAGAGUGCCGCCGCAAAUUAGCAUGCAGUACGAAAUGCUCCGAUUUUGUACACUUCGUUCAUAUCCGAAGGAAAAUAAACCAUAUAUAACUAGAAUUGCACAAGCAGGGUUUUAUUAUGCAAAUAAUGGGGACGAGGUAGUGUGCUAUUGUUGUGCGCGAAGAAAAAGUAACUGGAGUGAGAGUGACAUUCCUGUGGAAGUUCAUCGACAAAUGAAUCCGAACUGCAGAUUUUUGGUUUGCAAUUCCGCUGUCAAUGUUCCAAUUAAACCAACUGAAGUAAACAGUACAAAAGCAUCGAUGGUGUCACAACACAGGAAAAGAACUAAUGAAAUGUCAACUGUGGUACAUAAAACAGUUGAAAAUGCAAUUCAGUCAAAUCUAGAUUCUUCUACCGGUAUGUUGAAUAGAAACACUGUCCAGGCUGAUGCCUCUGCUGUCGCAAUGUCUUCUCCCGCGCACCACCUUGCCGAUCACCUGACUGGACUAAGUGUCGUAAUGAGCAGUAGUAAUAAGUCGUUGUUAAACUCCAGUAGACAUGCGAAUGAUCCUGUUGAAAGUAUAGCUGCAAAUACUUAUCCUGGGUACAGUAGUUCUACUGACGAAGAAAGAAGGGCGCAACAGAAUGUUACCCCAAAGUAUCCAAAGUACGCCAGUAAAAGUAUUCGAGUUGCAAGCUUCAGUGAAUGUGGUGACAUAGUCAUUUCGCCAGACUUUCUAGCUGAAACAGGUUUCUUUUAUGCUGGAUUUGGUGACUGUGUGAGAUGUUUCCAGUGUGGAGUUGGUCUUCGACAUUGGUCUGAAGAAGAUGAUCCUUGGAUAGAACAUUCCAGAUGGUCGAAGGACUGCCUUUUUGUUAAACAAAUGAGAGGUCAGGAAUUUGUGAAUCUUGUGCAGAUGGCGGUUCAAUAUUCACAAAACCAUGAUCAAAAUGGAAAUAAAACGCCCACAGACAGUAUGACAGCUGCCACACAUGGAAGAGAUGUAAUAGAGAAUCUAUUGCACAGUGAUGCAGCCCAAAGUGUAUUAGAGAUGGGAUAUCAUCCGGAUGUUAUAAGAAGUGCUAUCGGACAAAUAUUAGAGUUAAACGACCGACCUCAUCUAACGGCAGUAAAGUUGAUGGAAAAAAUAUUUGCUAUUGAAGAGGGUGAGAACUUAAACAGAGCAGAGCAAAAUGCGACACAAGAACAAGAUCACUGUGCAUUGGAAACGGAGGAUAAACGAGAGAAAACUGAACAGUACAAUGCUUGUAAAUCUGGCACAAGGGCAAAAGAUAUAAACAAAUAUAACAGUGAUAGUUCCAGUUUGUCUGCACAGUAUUCCAAUAUUUCCAAAUCUAUGAAACCAGGAUGCAAACAGAUUUCAGAAAGGAAGAGGAUAAAAGAAGAAAAUGAAAAUCUUAAACAGCAGUCUGUUUGCACAAAGUGUAAACAGAACGAUGUAUGCAUUGUUUUUCUACCAUGUGGACAUUUAGUAACAUGUGAAGGCUGUGCACCAUCUCUUAGAUAUUGUUCAGUUCAAACAUGUGGAAAAUACAUUAAAGGGACAGUUAGAACAUACCUAGCAUAAAACGACCGUUUAAAACGUGGAAGAUAAAAUAAUUAUAAACUAUGUCUUAAUUUUUCAUUGGAGUACGCCUUGUCAUUGGCAAAAUACAUUUGCGUUUGUUCUGUACUAUGUAUAAGCAGAAACUUAAACAUGAUACACUGUACUUUUUGCAAGUCCAGGACAAUGGGCACGUUACACUUAGUCAGCGGAUUAAACAGUUUGCAUCUAUAAAACGACUUUAACAUAUGUUUAUAGAAAAUUAGUCUGUUUUCGAUGGUUUUAAGUGCAUUCAAUAUACACUUUUGUGGAUGAUUCAAUCUCAUGUAUUCAAUGAAACACAUUAAUUCAAUUUCAAAUACUUUGAUCUUGAUUUCAAAACGUCUCUACCACUUACAUUCAUUGAAAUUUAUUGUAUUUUGUUGUCUUGAUGCUAUAGUAUAAUUUAUGUUUUUCAUUAGUAUGUAUGUACUUUAUUCGUAAGGAAGUGAUAUAAACAUUCCUUUUUGUGACAAUAUGCUGUACAUUAAUGAUGUUCCUUGAAUGUUGAUUUGUUACCUUUAAAUACAUAAAAAAUUAUAUGUCACCAAGUGCAAUAAUAUUCCGCUUAUAAAUAACUGUAAACAUGUAAAUAUUUGUGUCUAUUUUGUUUUUUAAUACACCAUUUUCAUAAAAUCUCAAAAAGUGUUUUACGUGUUACAACGUGUUAUAAGUCUUUCAGACUCUAUUUGAUAUAAAAGAUGUAAAUUCGAAGGGUGUAGUAGAUUGUGUCCGAUUGUUUAUAAACGGACUAUUUUAUUUCCUUAAAUACAGAACUGCUUCAAAAAUGACAUUUGUCUGUACUGAAAGGAACCGUAACGAUUAUGCUGCUAGUUGUGAACCAGAUGUGCUUAUGGUAUAUGGCUAUGUAUGUAAAUUAAUAAAUAUUGAACUUGGACGAUUUUAUUUUUAACAGGUUGGUUUGUAUCUUUGUACAGGUUGUGCGGUUUUUGGUUUUAUUUUAAUAACUGAUAUAUGUUUUAUAAUUAUGUAUUAUAUUUGUGAUUAUCUAAGGAAAGUGUUUGUGACAGGAUAUGUCCCUAUUUGAUCUCAUUAAAAAAUUUAGUAGCAUCACUAACAUGUUCAUAAUCAUGUUCUAUUAGUCUUACUUUUUUAUUUGUAAAUAUUAAACACAUUGGCAUUAUCCCUUAUGCUUAAAUAUUGUUAUCUUGGUGCUAUAGUAUAAUUUGUGAAUAACGUUUUUCAUUAGUAUGUAUGUACUUUAUUCGUAGGGAAGUGAAAUAACAGUUUUUGUGAAAAUGUGCUGUACAUUACUGAUGAAUUGUUACCUUUAAAAAUAUGAAUUUGUAUUUCACCAAGUGAAAUAAUAUUCCGUUUUUAAAUAACUGCAAACAUGUAUGAGUAUGUAUCUAUUUUGUUUUGCAAGACACUAUUUUCACACAAUUUCAUAUUAGUGUUUAGCGGACUUACAGCUUGGUAUAAGUCUUUCAGGCUCUAUUUAAUCUAUAAGAUAUAAAUUUGCAGUUAAAUAAAGAAUCGAUGUAAUAUAUUCUGUCCGAUUGUUCUUUAACGGACUAUUUUAUUUACUUUAAUAUAGAUCAUCUUCAAAAAUGGCAUUUGUCUAUUCUGUGAACCAAAGGUGCUUAAAUGUGAUAAAUUGUUAUAUUUUUAUUUUAUUCAAAGUUGACUGACAUCUUUGUAUAGGUUGCACAGUAUUUGCUUUUAUUUCCGAUUUAUUUUUACACUUUAUUAAUCAAACAUAAUAUCAAAUUUGUUAUUAUCAAAAGCAAGUAUUA